Messenger RNA from Solanum stenotomum, 4338 nucleotides. RefSeq names its product putative disease resistance protein RGA3. Bases 77 to 3829 code for a protein of 1250 amino acids. The record is from RefSeq and is a predicted model, not a curated record. Gene Ontology annotation, molecular function: ADP binding. The transcript is spliced from 10 exons. NCBI's taxonomy places the organism in Eukaryota, Viridiplantae, Streptophyta, Magnoliopsida, Solanales, Solanaceae. Gene Ontology annotation, biological process: defense response to fungus.
UACCAUUCAUUUUUCUAGUAACUAAAGAAGACUUUGGUGCAGAGGAAGAAGACUUUGUGAGGGAGCAAAAACAACAAUGGCUGAUCCUGUAAUUGGUGCAACUGUUCAAGUUGUGCUUGAAAAGUUGCUUUCUCUCACUAUUGAGGAGUUCAAAAGUUUAAGGAACUGCAAGAAAGAUCUCGAAAUGCUGACAAAAUAUGUAUCCUUGAUCCAAGCUUUCAUUCAUGAUGCUGAAAGACGACAAGUCGAAGAUCAGGCUGUGGAAAAAUGGCUCAAGAUGCUUGAGAGAGUUGCUGAAAAUGCUGAUAAGGUGUUUGACGAAUUCAGGUAUGAAUCUCUCAAAAGACAAGUGAAGAUCCGAAACAACCCAAUGAAAAAGGUCAGUGAUUUCUUUUCUCAUACAGAUUUUAAGAGAAGAAUGUCUCGAAAAAUCAACAACAUCAAUGAGGAGUUGAGAGCUAUCAAUAAGUUAGCCAAUGACCUUGGUCUCCAAUCACUGAUGGUUCCUCCUCGGCAAAUACUACCAAUUCGAGAAACAGAUUCUGUAGUAGUUGCUUCCGAUGUUGUUGGUAGAGACAAAGAUGUUGCUGAAAUAAAGGAGAAGAUUUUGAACAUGAGAAAGGAUGCUGUUCUGUGCACCAUUCCCAUAGUCGGUAUGGGGGGUUUAGGGAAAACUACUCUGGCUAAGAGGAUUUUCAAUGACCAACACAUCGAGAAACACUUUGAAAAGAGAAUUUGGUUGUGUCUACCUGAAAUGUCUGAAAUUAAGAGCUUUCUUGAACUGAUCCUCGAAUCAUUGACAGAGAGGAAAGUUGAGGUCCAGAGCAGAGAUAUAAUAGUCAAGAAGCUCCGAGAUGCAUUGGGAGAAAAACAGUAUUUCCUUGUCCUGGAUGAUUUGUGGCGUGUUGACUAUACUUUGUGGCACGAGUUCUUGGACACCUUGAGGGGAAUAAAUACAUCCAGAGGAAACUGCAUUCUCGUGACUACUCGUUCAAAGCAGGUGGCAUCCAUAGUAGCAGCAGAUCUUCAUAAGUUGGGGAAAUUAACUGAUGAUCAGUGUUGGUCCAUUUUCAAACAACGAGCAUUUGUUGAUGGGGAAGUUCCGGAGGAAAUACUGAGUGUGGAGAACAAGAUUGUUGAAAUGUGUCAAGGUCUGCCGUUGGCUGCAAGUGUGUUGGGAGGCCUAUUACACAACAAGGAAAAACAUGAAUGGCAAGCAAUUCUUGAUGGCAACCCCCUUGUUGCAGGUGAAGAUGAUAAUGGAGAAAAUAGCAUAAAGAAAAUCCUAAAACUCAGCUAUGUUUAUCUACCAUCUCCACAACUGAAAAAAUGCUUUGCUUACUUUGCAAUGUUUCCAAAAGAUUUUGAGUUUGAAAAGGACCAACUUAUCCAACUAUGGAUGGCAGAAGGCUUUCUCCGUCCAUGUCAAGAGACCACUGUGAUGGAAGACGUUGGGCACAAGUUUUUUCAAAUCUUGUUGCAAAAUUCCUUGCUGCAAGAUGUUAAGCUAGAUGAGCUUAACAAUAUAACACACUGUAAGAUGCACGAUCUUGUGCAUGAUUUGGCCGGAGAUAUCUUAAAAUCUAAACUAUUUGAUCUGAAGGGUGAUGAUGAAGAAAAACUUUCUCAAGUUCGAUACUUUGGAUGGGAGUCACCAAGGGAUAAAAUAGAUAAGAUAAAUGAACCAGAACGUUUGUGCACACUGUUUUGGAGAAGCAAUUAUAUCUCGGAAGAUAUGUUGUUGAGCUUCAAGUUCUUGAAAGUUUUAAAUUUGUCCAGUUCAGGAAUCAAGGAGUUGUCAGCCAAAAUCGGGAAGCUAAUAUACUUGAGAUAUCUCGAUCUCUCGAACACUAAGAUCAUAACCUUGCCCGACUCCAUUUGCGAGCUCUAUAAUUUGCAAACAUUUAGAGUCAAUAACUGCUAUUCACUCAAGGAACUUCCAUAUGAGAUGGGAAAUAUGAUAAGUUUGAGACACAUAUAUUACUACCCAUCUCAGAUGCCACUUAACAUGGGACAGUUGACUUGUCUUCAGACCCUACAGUAUUUCAAUGUGGGUUUAGAGAAAGGUCGUCGAAUAGAAGAAUUAGGUGGUUUGAAGAACCUUAGAGGUGAAUUAAAGAUCAAUGGUCUCCAAUUGGUUCGUAAUAGAGAAGAAGCUCGAACGGCAUAUCUACGGGAGAAAUUUAAUAUUUACAAGCUGGUAUAUCUAUGGUCCCAUGACGAAUCAGAAGGAUGUGAGAUCAAUGAUGAGCAUGUGUUGGAUGGUCUUCAACCGCAUCCUGAAUUGAAAAUAUUUCAGGUGAAGAACUAUUUGGGUACUAGAUUUCCUUCAUGGUUCGGUGAAGAAUCGCUACCAAAUUUGGUCAAGUUGAAUUUAAUUGGUUGCAAAAUGUGCAAAGAAAUUCCAUCUCUUGGCCAACUGAAAUUCCUUCGGAGUCUUGCAUUGAUAGGGUUCCAUGAUGUGGAAUGCAUUGGAACUACAUUUUAUGGUAUUGGGGUUAACAACAAGGGAUCAAGCAGCAAUAAUGUCAAUAUCCAAGUGUUCCCAUCCUUAAAAGAACUUGUAUUGCAGGAUUUGCGUAGCCUUACUGAGUGGAAGGGAGUGGAAUUGAUACCAACAAGUGGGGUAAGAAUGUUUCCUGGGCUUGAGAAGUUGAGCAUUAGUUUCUGUCCAUUGUUAAAAAGUACUCCGAAUCAAUUUGAAAUCCUACGUGAAUUAGAGAUUGUCCUAGUUGACAGUGAAAUGCCACUGUUGAACUUGUGCAGCAACUUGACAUCUCUCAUAAAACUCACUGUCCAUUCUGUGAAAGAGCUCACUUGUCUUCCUGAUGAGAUGCUACGCAACAACGUUUCUCUUCAACACCUUUUGGUCUCAGGCUGCAGUGAGUUUCGUGAAUUGCCACUGAGCUUGUACGAUCUCCAUUCUCUUAGGAGCUUAAGGAUUGUGCACUGCACCAAUUUCAGUUCUUUUCCUGUUCCCAGUGGAGAGAAUUAUUUGACUUCCCUCCAAUGUCUUCAGUUAUGGGAUUGUGAUGGAUUGAGCAGAUUACCAAGUGGAAUGCUAGAGCAUUGUCGGUCUCUGGAAUCUUUGACGGUCAGCUGCUGUGAUAAUUUAGUUUCAUUUCCUUUACAUGUGGGGGAAAUGCCUUCACUUUCCAAUUUGGAUAUAUCAGAAUGUCCCAAAUUAAUUAGUGUACCCUCAGGGGGCCUUCACCGUCUCACCCGGUUAAGGAUAUUGGAUAUUGGUCCUUUCUCAGAGAUGGUGGAUUUUGAUGCAUUCCAAUUGAUUUUUAAUGGCAUUCAGCAGCUGUUGUCCCUUCGUACAUUGAGGGUGUAUGGACAUGGUCACUGGGAUUCUCUGCCCUAUCAGUUUAUGCAACUCUCUGACUUAACAGAGAUCCAAAUAUAUGGAUUCGGAAUCGAGGCUCUUCCUCAUAGAUUUGACAACCUUACUUCUCUUGAAACAUUAACGCUAAUGAGGUGCAAACGAAUACAGAACCUGGACUUCUCAUAUGUCAUGCCCAAAUUACAAUAUCUGUGUGUAGAUGAAUGUCCAUUGUUAGAAGCUCUGUUGGAUGGGCUUGGCAACAUUGUUUCUUUGCAACAGUUAAGUUUAGAAAACUGUGAGAAACUAGAGCAUCUGCCAUCCAGAGAUGCCAUGCGACGCCUCACCAAAUUAUGGAAACUGGAAAUUAAAGGCUGCCCACAGUUAGAAGAAAGUUGCACCAAUCGGAGUGGCCCAAACUCCCAGUGGUCCAACAUUUCGCAUAUUGAAAAAAUUGAAGUUGGGGGAAGCAUAAUUCAGGACUUGCUUCCAAGGUUUUUCUAGAACGUCAUUGUGGCAUUUCAAGUCAAAAUCCAUGGGUGGCAAUUACGUUAGGGUUGGUUAUGUUCGACGGAGGAACAAACACGUUUGCUUUGUUGAUGAACAGAAUCUUCAGCCGUAGACUCUUUCACGAGCAUUUGAAGCGUAAACUCAAUAUCAGCUCAGGUACAAAAUGUAUAUCCCGGCUGACACACGAUUCUUAGAUGCAAGACUGAUUUCAUUUUGGAGACUCUGGUUGCACAAAGCUAGAAAAUUCAAGAUUCUUGGAUGAAACAAUGGCAUGAAACUUGUCAAGAUGGUAUACUGGAGCAGACUUCUCUUAGAUGUGUUUACAUUCCGCGGAAACUGGAGAGGAGAUAUUGUUUACUUGCAUGACUAAGAUUUGACAGCUGAGGCCUUUCUUGCACAGUGUUCAUGCCUUUUUGUACAAAGAGUUUUUUGUUUCCAGCAAACAUUUUGAACUUAAUACUUAGCUGCUGCAUCUUUGCCUAGUUCAUAUACUGCUUCUUUAA